Molecule: messenger RNA, 735 nt
Organism: Cetraspora pellucida
Lineage: Eukaryota; Fungi; Glomeromycota; Glomeromycetes; Diversisporales; Gigasporaceae
Source: the annotation of a GenBank genome assembly
AUGAGUCAAAUAGGGGAUUAUUCUGAUGCAAAUGUUGAUGGAUUUGAAGCACCUGUACCAGAUGAUGAUGGUAGAUUAUACUACAAACCAAUAGAUGAAAGAUACACAUAUAUUCAAAUAUUUCAACAGAUAGAUAAAAAUUAUCAAAAUAUCGAGUUGCAUAAAAUAGUCAUAUAUUUAAGUCUAAUUUCAUAUUAUCGAUUAGAUAGAACUAAUAUUAUAAAUAUACAAACAAACUCAAUACAAACAGAAGUACUUACACCUGUUAUAUCAAAUAAACUGAAACUAAAAUUUUACUUUCUUGAAAUUUGUGAUAAAGAAAUUGCAAAACAGAAUAACCCUCUUAUAGGUGACAUAUUUCUGAACAGAGAUUUGUGUAAUAUACAAUUUAGAGAAUAUUUUAAUUCUGUAAUGGAAUUUAAAUAUGAUAUUAAAUGUAGAGAAUGUCAAUAUGAACCACAUAAUUUUGUUUUUUGCUUAGAUUUAGAAAAAAUAAAAGUUUGUCAACUUGAUAAUGAUGAUUUAUUAGUAGCUAAAACAUUUAAUAUAGAAAACUAUGCUUUUGUAUUUGUAAUUAAUUAUUUUAAUUGGAUGUAUCAAUUUAAAAUAAAAAGUAGUAAUGAUGAUGUGAUAAAAUUUGGAGAAACUUUCAAUUCUGAAACUGGCGAUUGUGAAGAAGAAGAGAAGGAUAAAGAGAAAGAAAAUAUUACAGAUGAUAAAGAUAUUGAACUAUAA